UCUCAUCCUUUACAUUUUCAUUUUCAUUUCAUAUAUUCAUAUCAAAUCAAAUCAACCACCAACCUUUAAUCCUUUAUCUUCAUCUUCUUCCCAUCAUCAUCAUCAUCUUCUGAGCUUCAUUAUUAAAAAAAAUGAUAAGAUCUCGUUUCUCCAUGCAACCGAUCACCGGCGCUACCACCACCAUCACGGCCGAUCACACAAAUGCCGCCACCUCCCGCUCCGUUCCUCACUCUCUCUCCUUCCAUUUCUCUCCCAUUAACCUCCCUCUUCGCUCACGUCACUCUCGCUUCCAUAAACCCAGAUCCUUUCUUAUUUCAUGUAAUUCAUCUCUCAGCAGAUCCAAUUUCAGCGAUCAUCACAACAACAACAAUGAAAACGACUUUCUCGAAGCUUCUAUUCUUCUCUCAGAAACAAUAGCACACUAUGGAAUGUGGAGACAUCGUUUUCAAUCUGAGUUACAACGUAAAUCACCCGUGUUACCAUUUCCAGAAAAUAGCUCAAGAAGGGAUAGUAAUUUAUUCAGACAGGGGUUUCUACAGCGUUUUCAGAAUCCCACAAUUUUUCUCAAGAUUUCUUGUGAUGGAGACUAUGUUCUGCCUAUUGUUGUAGGAAAGAUUGCUAUUGAAAAGCUUAUAGAUGCUGAAGUGGAACAAGAGAUCGAGGAUUGGCCGGAUCAGUUCCAGUUUGUGAAUAACCUAGUUGAAAGACUAGACCAUGAAGUGAUAAUGGUGAGAAUUACAGAGCGAGUAGUCAGUACUUACUUUGCCAGAUUGUACCUUAGCCAGCCAGGGAAAAGUGAUAUUAUUAGUGUGGAUUUGCGCCCCUCAGAUGCCAUUAAUGUUGCAAAUAAAUGCAAGGCUCCAAUAUAUGUAAGUAAAGAAAUUGUUUUCACAGACGCUAUAAGACUCGGCUAUGGAAUGGGCAGAGUGCAUAAUAAAAAGGCUAUUUAUGAUGUAUUGCUUGACAGUGCCAUAGAUGGUCCAGAUUCGGUAGCUCAAGAACUAAGUAUGAUGCAUAAUAUGCAUUUAGCUAUCAAACAGGAAAGAUUUAAUGACGCAGCUACAUGGAGAAACAAACUUGAAAAUCUUCGUAAAUCAUCUCAGGAGCACUAAUUAGGUUGUUAGGUGAUAAGUUCUGAAGAGGAACUUAUGGUUAUCUUUUCCUGAUAAUUUUUCAACAGGAAUUAUUGUGGUAUAAGUUGCAGAAAUGAAGCAAAAUUAUGUGUUGUACAGCUGAAUUAGAGAGUCCUUAACCUUAGUUUGUAUAUAUUAUCAAAUCAAAUGUAUUAAGGCCUAAAACCUCUGGGAGAUUCUCGCACUUCCACUGGUACUUGGGAAUUGCAACACUAUCGAGUAUGUUUGCAAUCCUUGACAUGAACAUCAAUGAAAUCAUCAAAAGAAUUAUGGCUUUGGCACUUUCUGAUGAAUGAAUGUAAUAUUGAUACUAAUGUUGUCCCAUACUUCUCAUUGUUUUC
Molecule: messenger RNA, 1474 nt
Organism: Medicago truncatula (barrel medic)
Lineage: Eukaryota; Viridiplantae; Streptophyta; Magnoliopsida; Fabales; Fabaceae
Product: bifunctional nuclease 2
Exons: 10
Coding region: 132-1112 (326 amino acids)
Biological process (GO): protein ubiquitination
Cellular component (GO): VCB complex; nucleus
Molecular function (GO): nuclease activity
Source: RefSeq, a predicted model, not a curated record